Molecule: messenger RNA, 1638 nt
Organism: Dictyostelium discoideum AX4
Lineage: Eukaryota; Evosea; Eumycetozoa; Dictyosteliales; Dictyosteliaceae
Exons: 1
Coding region: 1-1638 (545 amino acids)
Biological process (GO): RNA-templated DNA biosynthetic process; DNA biosynthetic process
Molecular function (GO): transferase activity; RNA-directed DNA polymerase activity; nucleotidyltransferase activity
Source: RefSeq, a predicted model, not a curated record
AUGAAUCUAUUAAAAGAAACAACGAAUAAGAUCAAGAUAAAUGACUUCCUGGUGGGACACAUUACAGUUAACAGAGGCACAAAACAAGGAGAUCCAUUAUCACCAACAAUAUUUGCACUUGUAAUGGAAGCACUACUAAUUGAUAUACUUAAAGAAAUCGAAAUUAAAGGAUUUAAAUUAUCAGACCAGAAAAGAAUCAAGCUAACAGCAUUCGCAGAUGAUAUGUCAACUUUCAACAACUCAGCAGAAGAAUUAAAAUUAGUAUUGGAUAAAAUCAACAACUACUGUCUAGGUACAUCUUCAAAACUUAAUCAAGAGAAAACUGUUAUGAUAUGCAUUGGUAAUAUACCACCAAACCUCCCAUUUAAGAUUAGUGAAGCUCCAGAAAGAUACUUGGGUCUCAAUUUCACGAAAGUGGGCCUCAAUUCAAAAAUCACAUCAAUCAUCAACUCAAUCAAAGAUAGCUUAAACAAUUGGAAAAGUCAAGCAACUACAAUAAGAGCAAAGAUGACAAUUGUCAAAACAUAUGCGCUAUCGAGAUUAUCCUACCAUCAAUAUCUAGACUCACUAAAUGAAUCACACAUUACUGAACUAAACAAUAUCAUUAAAUGGUUCCUCUUCUCCGCAAUUAAAAAUACAUACACAGAAGAACAUAAAUAUAGAACAUUAAUGACAAUGGAUAGAGCAUACGGUGAUUGGAAAGAAGGUGGAAUUAAGAUGUGGGACUUAGGUAUCAGACAAAUAGCAUUCAAAGUUUGGAACAUGAAUAGAUUAUUACACAUUAUCAAGAUAAAAGCAUGCAACAUACUACAAGAAUGGUAUAUGGAACAAAUCAGCAACAGCAAAUAUAUAUCAAUUGGAUUAAGAGAGAUGGUAGACAGAUGGAAAGAUUUUAGAAACAACUUUGCACCACAACACAAUAAACUAAAAUCACUACCUGAUUGUAUCAAAGGUCAAAACAAAAAGCCACUUCAACUUAAAGAAAUCUAUAACAUGUUAAUCACUCACAAAUACAAAUCAAUAAGAAAAACAGAUGGACAAAAAAAUCUAAUUUCAAUAAAUAACAUCAACAUACCAUCCAUCUUCCAACAUAUCAACCACAUAUCACAUCAAAAAGGUAGAAAUACACUAUUCAGAUUUUUCUCAAGGUCACUUCCUGGAAUCAACUAUGAACGUAACGUACCAUGCAAAAUCUGUAACAAUAUAAUCCGUGACCCAUACACUCACCUUUUUAUAGACUGUAUGCAAGUAAAAGAAAUAGAAAACAUAAUAAUUUCAACAUUCAACAAUCUCUCAUUCUUCAAGAUCAGAAAUUGGGAUCUCAAUUCACUAGAUAUUAGCAAAACAAAUAAAAAAGAAAGAAUCUACCCAAAUUUAAUCGGCAUAAUUAUACAUCAACUAUGGAGAAUAAUUUGUCACAAACUAUUCAAUCAAGACGAAUCUAAAACUCCACCCUCAUUUGAUCCAACAUUAAUUGAAAAAGAACUAACCAACUUAAUUAAAAUAGAGAAAUUCAUUUUAAUAAAGAAGAUUGAAAGGAAUGAAACAAUAUACAAAUUAAAUAACAGAGACCAAUUAAUAAUCAACUUCAACACAUCAUGGCAUAACCCGAACACUCCAAACCCAAUUCCACUAUAA